AUGGGAACUACAGUUUCUGUGGAUUCUUCUCCGUUUGAAUGUAUUGAGGAUUUGCUGAGAGAGCUAAGGACAAGCAAAAUUGUUGGGACAGAACCAACAUCAAACCAUUCUUUUCAUCACAAUAUCAAAGGCUGGAUCUAUGAAGAUCAUUCAUCAUUAAGUAUUUCAAGCCUUGAUUUCACGAAGGAUUUUUCGUCGUUCAGCCCCAACCACUCGUAUUUGCUCGUUCAUACCUUUCGGAGUCAAGCUUCCCCAUCAAACAAUCAAGCAAUAGAAAAUAGACGUAUCAAAUUGUCUAGUCAUUCCUUACUUCAACUUGUUGCAUCAACUUCCAAUAUUUCUCUGGAAGGGCUUGAAGCGAAAUUAUCAACUGGAGAUCUGCAGCAAUACUACUCCAAAUCAUCAAAUUUCGGAUUCAGGAAAAGCUUACAAAGCAGCGUUGAUGAAAAGUAUGGGUUUUCAGUAUAUGUUUGGCAUGGAAAAACAGUUAAAAGCUUUGUAAAAUUUAAAGCUAUUUCCGAUGGCUAUGGUAUUGAGAGGGAACUACUAAGGAAUGCCAGUCUGGUUGAAAGUUUCUUUGGAAUUGGAAAUCCUGUAUCGAUUUGUGAUUACUACCACAAUGAUUUACCCACAAAACAUAAUGCAUUGAAUUUGUCAAAUGCAAGCUUUUCUUCUCUUGCAAUAUGCUUGACUCUGUUUCAGCACUGCCAUUUGUUCAGGAAUAUCUUUCAUGACAACAUGUUCAACCAAGAUGACAACAUGAGGCACGAGUAUACUUUCAGUUCGUUGUUGCAACUCCCUCCUUCUGAGUCCAACCUUAAACGAAAGCCUUCAGAUGACGAGGGUGCUGAAUAUGUGUGCUCGCCAGCCAACUCACCAAGAGGUGAGGACCCUUGA
Molecule: messenger RNA, 897 nt
Organism: Naegleria lovaniensis
Lineage: Eukaryota; Heterolobosea; Eutetramitea; Acrasida; Naegleriidae
Exons: 1
Coding region: 1-897 (298 amino acids)
Source: RefSeq, a predicted model, not a curated record